AUGUCGAACCUUUCUUCCGAAUUCCGCGAAUACGAGGCUGGCAAUCUUGAAGCUCUCAUGGGUGAAGGGUCCGAAUCCCAGAUUCAAACCGGAGAUGGGUUUGAUCUUCACCCCCAGAGUGAAUCAACUAUCGAUUCUCUCAACAAUCUUCGUAGAUUAUGUCUCAUCCCCCCUGAGGUAGAGAUGGUAGUCCCGGAGCCCUUCGAGUCUCCGGAGUCGGGGCGAGAAGGUUACUGUUGUGCCUAUGAAAUAUAUUUCAAAGGGUGCGGCAUAUUCCUUCCCCUUCCUGAGGUGCUUCUUGUCUACCUCAAUCAUCUGGGAAUUGCUUUCUCCCAGAUGUCACCCAACAUGCUCCGGUAUCUUUUGUGUACCCUCACUGUUGCGGCGGAGGCGGGCUACUCAUUGGGACUUUGCGAACUCCUGGAACUUUUCCAAGCUCGCGAAUCCCGAACUUCUGGAUAUUAUACCCUUUAUCCAAACGUGGAUCGGAAUCUCAUUGAUGGCCUUUCUUUAAAGGACACCGCCUGGAGGAAGUUUUGGUUCUUCUUCCGCAUAAAUAAUUUUUCUAUUCAAAGUUCUUCCGAACUCCCUCGAAGUCACUGGUCAUCGAAUUUGGGUCCUCAGAUUCGACCAGUUCCAUCCGUCGAUUUUCUCAAAUUUUACAAGGCCGUCUUGGAGAGGCCAGUUAAUUGGAAUUCUUUUACUCUGGAAAGAAUUCACGGCGCCGGGUUUUCUGUCAGAAUGACACUUACUCGCCCCGUCGACCCUCCUCCUGCUGAGAUUGAUCUCUCGAGUCUGAAUGCCCGAGACAGGAGAAAGAUCAAAGAGGCAAACAAAAAGAUUAAAGAUCAGAUUUCCCUAAUCGGGAAAAACAAGAAAAACGCAACUUCCACCGAGGACGAAAAAGUCUAUCGGAAAACUCUCCUUGUUGACGAUGGAUCUCUUGAAGGUUCAAAGUCAAUGGCGGUCGCUGUGAACAGCGCUUCCUCCCCCAUCCCAGCAGCAGACAACGUGGUCGCUGCCACCGCUGACGAAGAACGCCUUACAUGUGUUUCUUCUCUCAUGAAAAAGAGGAAGGCCGAAGACCUUGAACCCCUGCCCCAGGGGCGCCCCAAAAAGACAAGGAAGGGCAGAAACACUUCUUCGAAUAUGCCUAUUCCUGAAUCUGCUGAAACUCAGGAUAUAAAUCCUGAUUCAGGAAUCGUUUUAAAGGAUCCGCUGGGUUCAGGGAUGUUACCCCCUAGACGACCCCGAGGUAAUACUUCCAGGGUUCGAUCGUCUCCGAGUUCGGGACUUCUUGCCAGAGCUUCGUCCCAAUCAGACAAAGAGAAGAUUGGGAACAUGUUUAGGUGCUUCCACACCCGCUUUGGGAAGAAACUCCCGUCCUUUGAGUGGUGGAAGCCUGAUAUCAAGAAGAUGUAUGUCAGCCAUUCAUUCCACUCCUCCCAGGCAACUUUGGACGUAAAUGGCAUCAUAAACUAUUACGAAGAGGAACUUGCCAAAGUUUCCAAGAAAGCUGUUGUUGCUGAGGGAGAGAUAGAGAAACUGCAAUCUUCCAGUCAGCUCGUGCAGGAGACUGCUGGCCUUGAUUCGGCGAGCCAAGAGAAAAUCGAACAACUCGAGAGAUCUGGCGAGGAGACAAGGAAGAUUUUAAUCGAAACUGAGCAGAGACUAGAGACUGCCCUUGCUAACCAUAACCUCGCAAAGGGCGAGAUUGAGCUUCUGAGAUCAGAGCUUGACAGGGUCAAAACAGCUGCUGAGGAGCUCGAGCGCAAAAAUGAAUCUCUUUCCGAACUCAAAGAUCGAGAUGAAUUUAUUACUACAGAUAAAGCUUGGAACAAACUUAACUCCGAGCGUGAUGAGAUGAAGAGCAAUCUCGAUUUAAUCAAGGAGAUAGAGGACGGAAAGGUCAACUUGGCUGAAGAAAAGGAAACAGUUGGCGCUGAGCUUGCUGAGACUGAAGCUAAGCUGGCUACUGCUCCUCAGCCGUAUUUGAAUUUGCAGCAGUUUGUUUCUGAGUUCGCCGAUUCCCCUCCAUUGACUGAGCCAAAUAUCGGAUUCUCUGGUCGUGAUCCUGCCAUCUCCUCGAUUAUGGGAGACGGUCUUGAAUCGAAGAGCGAAACUCCUCAAGAUGCUAGCUCGCUUAACCCUGAGGUGGUUCCCACAACUCAGAACACUGACGUCGGGAGUGCUCUUGUCUCAAAUCAAGCAGGAGAUGAAGGCGGUUCGCCUAUGAUUGAAUGA
This is a messenger RNA of Arabidopsis lyrata subsp. lyrata, 2244 nucleotides long. RefSeq lists its product as uncharacterized. The coding region runs from base 1 to 2244 and encodes 747 amino acids. The record is from RefSeq and is a predicted model, not a curated record. NCBI's taxonomy places the organism in Eukaryota, Viridiplantae, Streptophyta, Magnoliopsida, Brassicales, Brassicaceae. The transcript has 6 exons.